Messenger RNA from Podospora pseudocomata, 1626 nucleotides. RefSeq lists its product as uncharacterized. Lineage: Eukaryota; Fungi; Ascomycota; Sordariomycetes; Sordariales; Podosporaceae. Gene Ontology annotation, molecular function: NADH dehydrogenase activity. The transcript has 2 exons. The coding region runs from base 1 to 1626 and encodes 541 amino acids. The record is from RefSeq and is a predicted model, not a curated record.
AUGCCCUCUUCCCUCACCCGGUCCCUCCCACGGGGGCUGACCGGCUCCUCACCCCGCCAACUCUUCCUCUCAACCUCUCUAGCUCCCACCUCUUUAGUCUCCUCCCGGAACUUUAGCUUCAAGAAAGGCCCCCCCACCAAAGAAAAGGUAAUCAUCCUCGGCUCCGGCUGGGCAGGCUACUCCCUAGCCCGCACCCUCUCCCCCACCAAAUACGACCGCAUCAUAAUCUCCCCCCGCCCCUACUUCGUCUUCACCCCCCUCCUCGCCUCCACCUCGGUCGGCACCCUCGAGUUCCGCACCGUCCUCGAGCCCGUCCGCCGCCUCCCCGGCGGCAACAUCAACUUCUACCAAGGCUGGGCAGACGACAUUGACUUCUCCCGCAAGACCAUCACCGUCGAGACCAACGCCGCCGAGGAAGCCGCCUCCAAAACUGUCGUCCCACCCCCCGGAGGGCAAAUCCCGCUCCGGGACAAGGGAGAGGUUAUCGAGGUCCAGUACGACAAGCUGAUCAUUGCGUGCGGAGCCUACAGCCAGACGUUUGGGAUUGAGGGGGUAAGGGAGCAUGCCCAUUUCCUGAGGGAUAUCGGUGAUGCUAGGAGGGUGAGGCUACGGGUGUUGAGCCUGUUUGAGCAGUGCUCUUACCCCAGCAGCAGCAGCCCCAACAGCAACGGGCAUGUUCUUACCGAUGAUGACAAGAGGGCUUUGUUGCACUUUGCCGUUGUGGGGGGCGGUCCGACGGGGAUCGAAUGGGCGGCUGAGCUCCACGAUUUUAUCCGUGACGAUUUGGGAAAGAUGUACCCCGAGCUGAUGCGCUUUGUCAAAAUCACGGUUUAUGAUGUCGCGCCAAAGGUGCUGCCGAUGUUUGACAAGGCUUUGGCGGAUUAUGCGAUGGGGCAUUUUGCCAGGCAGGGGAUCGAGGUCAAGACGGAGCACCAUCUGGAAAGGAUCAGGCUUGCGGAUGGGAAGUUGGGGAGACGGCACGGGGCGGUGCGGAUCAAGAUUAGGGAAGUCGAGGAGAAUGGGGGGGAGGUUGGGGCGGGGAUGGUGGUUUGGAGUACGGGGUUGAUGGCUAAUCCUCUGAUUGCAAAGUUGGCUGAGAAGGAGGUGGUGGUGAGUAAGAGUAAGAAUCCGAUGACGGGGGAGGUGCUGGAGAGGAGGAGGUUGGUUAGGGACAAGAGGAGUGGGGGGUUGGUGGUGGAUGGGUAUAUGAGGGCUUUGAGCGUGGAUGCUGAUGCUAAGCCUGAGGAAGGAAAUGAGUUGGAGAAGAAGCCGUUGGAUGGGGUGUACGUCAUUGGAGAUUGCAGUUUUAUCGAGAAUGACCCCCUCCCAAAGACGGCGCAGGUUGCUGCUCAGGAGGCGCAGUAUCUGGCUAAGGAGCUGAACAAGGGGAUUUCACCAGGUCAGGACGGGAAGGAGUUCAAGUUCAGGAAUUGGGGGACGAUGACGUAUCUGGGUGGGUGGAAGGCCAUUCACCAGAGCAAGGCCGAUGAGCUCAAGGGGUGGGUGGCAUGGGUCCUUUGGAGGGGAGCCUAUCUCACCAAGGCGAUGUCGUGGAGGAAUAAGUUGCUUGUGCCGAUUUACUGGGUAAUCUCCUGGAUCUUUGGACGGGGUAUCAGCCGAUUCUAA